This is a messenger RNA of Siniperca chuatsi (mandarin fish), 1951 nucleotides long. It is a transcript of the gene smug1, whose product is annotated as single-strand-selective monofunctional uracil-DNA glycosylase 1. The transcript has 3 exons. Gene Ontology annotation, biological process: base-excision repair. Lineage: Eukaryota; Metazoa; Chordata; Actinopteri; Centrarchiformes; Sinipercidae. The coding region runs from base 182 to 1057 and encodes 291 amino acids. Gene Ontology annotation, molecular function: single-strand selective uracil DNA N-glycosylase activity; oxidized pyrimidine nucleobase lesion DNA N-glycosylase activity. The record is from RefSeq and is a predicted model, not a curated record.
GGCCAGAAGACAAACACGCAGGAAAGCGCAGAGGAAGAACCACACAGUAGGGUGGACAAAGUUCGUGUUUAUGAAAAAGCCGUGUUCCAGAAAGCCUCCAGCUUUACGUUGUAAAUGCCUUAACUUUAGAGACACUGUGAAAACGCAACGUUAAUGCUAUUGAAUACGCUUUCUAUAAAACAUGUCGGAUGACAAUACAUCUGCAGAUGUGAAGCGCGCUUGUGGAGAUGAAGAGAAGCCUUCUUGUGACUCAAAGGAGCAGGGUUUUAAACCAGUACCGGAGGUCAACGUGACCCGCUCCUCCAGAUUUCUGCAGGUUGAACUGGAGUUGAACACCCACAUCCGUCGGCUCACCUUCAGUGACCCUGUCCGGUACACUUACAACCCGCUGGAGUACGCCUGGGACACCCACCGCUGCUACGUGGAGAAGUACUGUCAGGGCGGACAAAGGAUCCUGUUUUUGGGGAUGAAUCCAGGACCUUUCGGCAUGGCACAGACGGGGGUCCCCUUUGGUGAAAUAAGGUCAGUUGUUGAUUGGCUGAAGAUCACAGGGGAGGUCGGUCAUCCUCCUGAUGAGCAUCCAAAGCGACGGAUCACAGGCCUUGCCUGCACUCAGAGUGAAGUGAGUGGCGCACGUUUUUGGGGCUUCUUCAGAAAGUUGUGUGGUGAACCAGCACUGUUCUUCCAACACUGCUUUGUGCACAAUCUAUGCCCACUCAUUUUCAUGAGUGCCAGUGGAAAGAAUUUAACCCCCCCUGAGCUGAUUCCAGGUGAACGGGAUGCCCUCCUGGCCCUUUGUGACAUUGCACUGUGCCAGGUGGUGGAAGUACUGGGCGUCUCCAUGGUGAUCGGGGUUGGAAGAGUUGCAGAGCAGCGGGCGCGGCGAGCUCUGUCCACUGCAGGUGUCGAUGUGCGAGUCGAGGGCAUCAUGCAUCCGUCGCCCAGGAACCCACUAGCCAAUAAGGGCUGGGAGGAAGUAGCCAAAGCCAAGCUGGCAGAACUUGGUGUCAUGGCACUGCUGAACAACAUCGCAGUCUGUGUGUCUGAUCUUCAGUGACAAUGGCAGCAAAUAGCUCCAAGGAGAGUGUUAGUACACUUAUGUCUUCCACCUCUGUCAUCACUAAUACUGCAAAUGCAUGCACGUUUCUCUCUUCCGUAAAGAUCUGUCUGUUCAUUUCGAGAUGGGUUUAUUUUAUGGUGCAUGCAGAGCAUGACUGUAGGUUGUGCGCCAUUCAUUGUAAAAUAUCUAUACACUAAUGUAAGUAUAAGGUACUUUGGAUAUAUGUGUAAGUUUAUAUUUGUAAGCUCAAGGUGUUUGUGAAAAUUCAGUGUUUAAGUGUCCUUGUCGGUUAAUUGCAUUCAUUAAACUUCUUAAGACUAUAGUUUGGGGGGGGGAGCUCUAUACUUAAAAUGAGUAUGUGUAAACUUUCAGUUCAGCCUUAUCACAGGCAUUGCAGCCUGUCCCAUUAUGUAUUAGCUAAUGAUGAUACAUAUUGGGACACACAAUGACGCCUAAACAUGACUACGAAAAAUACAUUUCAAAAUGCAGUUCUGUGAAUGCACAUAUUAGACAUUUUAAUUUACCUGCAAAAGGUAUUAAUUUACCAAAUUGAACAAUUGUCAUUAUAACUUUUCUGCAUACAUUGUAUAAACAAGGUCUUAUAUGUACAUGCGUUACAGACCUACUGUAACUUUUGACUGGUGACAUUACAGUUCAGAAAUAUUCUGAUAUGACAAAAAAUAGUUUGUAAAAAUACAGUUCUAUGUAUUGUUCAUGCUGGACUAUUCUUUUGUUUUCUUUUUUUAAGUGUCUUUUUAGUUGUCUUGUAUGUAUUUUAUUUGUUUACACACUGAUUUUAUCCACAUGUUUACCAAUUCUGUGUAUUUCUGGGCUCAGUACUCUUGAAAUCAAGAGCUUCCUGUUUAAAUAAAGAUUGGAUAAUGAAAUAUA